Macrobrachium nipponense is the source of this 3569-nucleotide messenger RNA. Its product is annotated as paired box protein Pax-7-like. Gene Ontology annotation, molecular function: RNA polymerase II cis-regulatory region sequence-specific DNA binding; DNA-binding transcription factor activity, RNA polymerase II-specific. The coding region runs from base 7 to 1245 and encodes 412 amino acids. Gene Ontology annotation, biological process: regulation of transcription by RNA polymerase II; anatomical structure development. Lineage: Eukaryota; Metazoa; Arthropoda; Malacostraca; Decapoda; Palaemonidae. The transcript is spliced from 9 exons. The record is from RefSeq and is a predicted model, not a curated record.
ACAGGUAUGACCUCCCCUGCGGGUCAGGGGCGGGUCAACCAGCUGGGCGGGGUGUACAUCAACGGCCGCCCUCUGCCCAACCACAUAAGGCUGAAGAUCGUCGAGAUGGCCGCUGCGGGGAUACGCCCUUGUGUCAUCUCGAGGCAGCUCCGCGUCUCCCACGGCUGCGUCUCCAAGAUCCUCAACAGAUAUCAGGAGACAGGUUCUAUUCGCCCCGGCGUGAUCGGGGGAUCGAAACCCCGGGUGGCCACGCCGGAGAUCGAGAGGAAGAUCGCCGACUACAAGAAGGAGAACCCGGGCGUCUUCUCCUGGGAGAUCAGAGACAGAUUAAUCAAGGACGGGCUGUGUGACAGGAACACGGCCCCUUCUGUCUCGGCCAUCUCCCGCCUCCUCAGAGGCAAGGACGAGGACGAGGACCCUAAGAAGGUUAAGGAUGCUGCAGUGAAACAGACCAGCUCAGGCUCCGACGUGGAGGACGGCUCUGAAGACGACGACGACCCCCAGAUGAUGCUGAAGAGGAAGCAGCGGCGCUCUAGGACCACCUUCACCGCCCACCAACUCGACGAGCUCGAGAAGGCCUUCGAGAGGACCCAGUAUCCCGACAUAUACACGAGAGAAGAAUUGGCGCAGAGAACUAAGCUUACUGAGGCCAGGAUACAGGUUUGGUUCAGCAACCGAAGGGCGCGACUCAGGAAGCAGAUGGCCUCAGGCAGUAUGAGCAAUUUCAACGCCAUGGGCCUUCCGAUGUCCUACCCUUCGGCGCCUUCGUCGUAUAUGUUCCAGGGAUUCUCCGAUCCGAGCGGCACCUUCUCCGCUCAGACGCAAGACACAGCUAGUCUCUACCAAGGAGGCUCAGGGGCCUUGCAUCAGGGCUCCCUCGUGGCCUCCGAAGCAAGGGCGGCCAACAUGUCCGCCGUAGCGGCCGCAGCUGCUGCUUCGUCCUACCCUUCGAUGUCAGCGGCGCUCUCCUCCUGCACCAAUUCGGCCUUCAUAUCUUCGCAGACCUCCGGCGGAAUGUGCAGCAACCAGACCAACGGCGCCGCCUCCGCCGUGGCCUCUCCCCUGACCUCAGCCGCCCCAGGCUCUUGGGCAUCCAACCAGCUGCGAGGGGCCAUGGGCGGGGCGGGGAGCUCCCCACCCACGGGGGCAGCCACCCUCACGCCCUCGUCUUUCACGCACGGGUUGGCUCACCACCCACGCACGCCCGCGCAGCACUUCCCGGCCCCCGUCUACUCGUGGUACUGAGGGAGGCUGGAUUUGGAAACAUACGCAGGAUCACAACUAGAAGAGUGGAAGAGAUAGGCCUGGGAAAAUGAGCCAGCGAUUAUUCUGAAAACAAAUCUAACUGGCUAUUACCACAAUUAAACUUUUUUUUUAAUCUCAUUAUAGUCUUUAAGUUAAUAUACACAGGCCUAACUCAUGUUUACAUAAAAGGCCUAACUUAACUUCGCAUAGGUAAAUCUUAACUGAAACUGAUGUAUAAAAACCUAAAUCAAGUUAAUUUAUAUAGAUAGGCCCAACUUGCGUUUAGCAAUAGGUAAGCCAUACUGAAAUUCGCAUGUGUAUAGGCCUAACUCAAGCUGGUAUAUGUAUGCAUAACUCAAGUUGAUAUAUUAUAUAUUGUAGGUGUAACUUGAAGUGACACAUGUAGUGAUAACUCAAACUCGUCCAAAGAUAAUUAUGAAGAUAACAGAACUAGGCCUACCAGGCCUACUAAGCGCGGUUAUCGGAAUAGUAUAUACUAGGAUAAUCAUAAGAAAACUGUCAUUUACUCUCACGUGAUAACUGGGCAAUAAAUAAUCCUUUUUUUUUAAUGAAAGCCUCGUUAGAAGCCACAAAGCUUAUGAAAGCUAUACUGAAUUCAUGCGCGUCCUUAGGUCAAAGACAGGGACCUUAGCCUGACCCACGGUCAGGUCGGAAUCUACAUUAAUUUUGGGUCAAUCUGGGUCAAUCAAGGUUAGUUCAGCUCAGGAGGAGAUAACAACUUUGGUCACAGGUGAGUUGUGUUCGUAGGAAAGGUCACGAGAUUUUCGUCAAGUUUAAUGACAAAAGUUUAAAAGACCUAACGGGUAGUUUAUGGAGCAAGAGCCUGUGCUUCCUAAAGGCAAGCUUGAUUUUAACACCAGGUGGUACUGAUGAAGUCAUGUGUAAGUUGCCCACUAAAAAGCAGCUAGCUAUACAAUUCCUCGUCCUUUUUAUCUAUACUUAUUAUAGUUUCCUCAAUAUUUUUUCCACUGCAUGUCUGUAGUCUUUCCACCGUGUGAAGAAAAGACAAAAACAUUUUCAUUAGUGAGUACUUUGUAUAAUCAUCUCUGCUUCUUCGUACCAUCUGUCAUUUUGGUCUUUGAUCUAAUUUCUGUUCUGACGAUGAUGCAAGAAUAUGCCACAAAAAUUGCACAUGUGACCUAACAAUGCAUAACCCCAUAAAGAGGUUCCCAUUGCAUCGAGAAUAUAUAUUAAUUCACACCUCACCCUCUCUCUCUCUCUCUCUCUCUCUCUCUCUCUCUCUCUCUCUCUCUCAUUAUUACAACUUAUGACCACAAAACCAUCACCGUACCAAACAAGACGACACGACGCGAGACAGAACGAAUAAAAAUGAAAUGAAUCACGAAAUCCUUUGAAACAGGAUUCUAUUCGUUCAACGGAAGGAUUUCUUUAAUACAGAGGCCGACGGGACGCGCGACCAAACGCCCUCAUUAAGCCUAGGUCUUGGGAAAACAAAGACGAUAGGAUAGGAUUCCUUUGGUAGGAAAUAAACCUUGAUCUGAUUGGGCCAGAGGUUAAUAUCCUUUGAGAGCAUUAUCCUGCACCCAGUCAUGAUUCCCAGAAGGAGAAGCUCAAGCUAGAAGGAUAUCAAGGGGCUGGGUCAAGUGGCCGUGACUCGCUCUCGUUGGAUCCUAUGCGUUUCAGGGUAGGAUACCAGGUUGUAUCCCACUCCUAGGUAGGAUAUUUAUACAUAAGGAUGAAGGAAUUAGUUUCUGAAGGAGGGAAAGGUUAUCAGGUCUGUUCUGUAGGAAUUUUAUGCGGGAAUGGGGAUAGGAUCUCCCGUUUGGGUCCUUCUCAAAGGUAGGAUACGCAUCCGGGAAUGGAUGUAUCAAAUUAGGAUGUGGGAAAGAGAAUUUGGGACUGUCCCUUAGGAAACGUGAUUUGCAUUCAAACAAAAUACUUGAAACUAUAUACAGUAAAUGAUUAGUAUCUAAGCGCAGGGAAUUUACUUUGUUAGUAUAACAGUAAUUUGUAUGGUGAGUGAUUAUUCGUAUGGUGAUAAACGAUUUAAAAGCACAAACACUUUAAAUUAUGUGUGGGUGGGCUUUACAAAAAAAAAAUGAGACGGCUCAACUUAGAUGAUUAAGCAAAAAAUAUGUGAGCCUAAGUAGAAAAAAAAAAAUAAUUGAAGAUUUAAAAUUCCUCCCGCGUAAUUCACAAAAGAGGAUUUGGCAAAGAAUCAAAACAGAAUCCUAAAGCAGAAUGAAGAAGAAAUGAAAUCGAAUGAGGAACGAUAAAGAAGAGCCAUCAUACAGUUGCUGUUUGAAAUGGCACCAGCUCGUCCUGUGUCAGAAAAUAAAUAA